Molecule: messenger RNA, 1983 nt
Organism: Musa acuminata AAA Group (dessert banana)
Lineage: Eukaryota; Viridiplantae; Streptophyta; Magnoliopsida; Zingiberales; Musaceae
Product: vicilin-like seed storage protein At2g18540
Exons: 2
Coding region: 96-1286 (396 amino acids)
Source: RefSeq, a predicted model, not a curated record
GCGUGAGGAGAAGGGGAGUGGUUGAAGAAAAGAAGAAGAAGAGGGAAAAGAAGAGAGGAGGAAGAAGAGAGGAAGAAGAGGGAGAAGUGAAGAAGAUGAAGAAGAAGAAGAAGAGGAGGUGGCUGCAACGAGGGCUGCAGCGAGAAGCUGUGGGGCGUGGGGAGAAGAAGAGAGGAAGAAGAUGGAGAAGAGAAGAAGAAGAAGAAGAAGCAGAAGAAGAAGAAGAAGAAGAAGAAGAGAGGAGGAUAGCUGCGGCAAGGCUGCAGCGAGGAGGUGUGUGGCUUUGGGGAGGAAAAGGGAAGAGGAGAAGAAGAGAAGGAGAAGAAGAGGGAAAAGAGAGGCAGCUGCAGCAGCCAGGGCUGCAGCACCUCUGUUUCCCGCAGGUGGAAACAGAGGAGAGGAUGUGUGGGGCGUUGAGGAUGAAAAGGGAAGAAGAAGAAGAAGAAGAAGAAGAAGAAGAAGAAGAAGAAGAAGAAGAUAGCUGCGGCAAGGCUGCAGCGAGGAGAUGUGUGGCCUUGGGGAGGAAAAGGGAAGAGGGGAAGAGGAGAAGAAGAAGACGAGGAAGAGACAGAGGUGUGAUACCUCUGUUUCCUGCAAAGGAAACAAAGGAGAGGGUGUGUGUGACGCCGGGGAAGAAGGGGCUACAGCUGCGGCAAUGGCAGCUGCAGCUGGAAGAGAAGAAGAAGAGGAAGAUGAGCAGGGGAGGAGGAAGAGGUUGCGGCCGUGGCUGCGGCCGCGACUGCAGCAGUUGCAGCGGGGAGAGAAGAAGAAGAAAGGAAGGAGAAGGAAGAGGAGAAGGGAACGAAGUAGCUGCGGCUGCGGUUGUGGCAGCUGCAGCUAUGGCAGGGAAAGAGGAAGAGAAAAAGGAAAGGAAGAAGAAGAGAAAGGGAAGGAGAGGAAGAAGAGAGGAAGAGGAGAAGGGGCUGCGGCUGCGGCGAUGGCAGCUGCAGCUGUGGCAGGGAAAGAGAAAAAGGAAAGGAAGAAUAAGAGAAAGGGAAGGAGAGGAAGAAGAGAGGAAGAGGAGAAGGGGCUGCGGCUGCGGCGAUGGCAGCUGCAGUUGUGGCAGGGAAAGAGAAAAAGGAAAGGAAGAAGAAGAGAAAGGGAAGGAGAGGAAGAAGAGAGGAAGAGGAGAAGGGGCUGCGGCUGCGGUGAUGGCAGCUGCAGCUGUGGCUGGGAAAGAAGAGAAGGAAAGGAAGAAGAAGAGAAAGGGAAGGAGAGGAAGAAGAGAGGAAGAGGAGACGGGGUGGCAGCUGCGGCAGUGGCAGCUGCAGUUGGAAGAGAAGUAGGAGAGGAAAUAGAGUAGCAGAGGAAGAAGAGGCUGCGGUUGUGGUGGCUGCGGCCAUGGCUGCGACUGCGACUGCGGCAAUUGCAGUUGGGAAAGAAAUGAAAGGAAAGGGGGAAAAAGGGGCUGCGGACGGGAUUGCGGUCGCAGCGGCAGCGACUGCGUAUGCAGCAAUUAUGUCUGCGAGAGAAGGGAGGAAGGAAGGUAGUGCGGUGGAAGGGGCUGCGAUUGUGGCAGCGGCAGCGGCGGCAGCUGUGGCAGCUGCGUUUGGGAAAGAAAAAGAAGGAAUGAGAGUAAGAGAGAGCAGGUGACUGUGCCUCGAUGUUCGACACGUGAUGUAGUUACGAAGAAAGGAAGAAAACGGGAGCACAAAACGAAAUAGAGAGAGGACACGGAGGAAAAGUAGAAAGAUUGGACUGGCACCUUCCUUGGAUAUUCAGAUCAAAAUAUUUGAAAGGUCAGCUUGUUACUCUUCGAGAUGUUUGAUUUGGGCUGAGGCAGUGGAUAGCUAUUCAGAAUGAUGGGCAAGUCUGGUUGGUUAUUACGAUAUUGUUGUAUAAGUAUGUCUUGUAUAUAAUGAAAUGUUGUCGAUGAACCGAAAUAGAUAUACUGUGUCCAAGUGUUAGGAGAUCUCUCUUAUUUGGAAUUUCAGAAUGUUAAGUCUAAUUUAUGGUGAUAUGAACUUGUGGUGAUUAGUUGGA